UUUAAUAAAUGAUAUUUAAUUGGAAUGCCAAUCACGCCAUUCUUGAGAGAGAACAUUUUGAAAUACUAGUUCAUAAAUUCAAUCACGCCACUGUUUUAAACAUCAGUUAUAUAUAUAUAUAUAUGAUAUUUAAUAAACAUUAGUUCAUACAUUCAACUCAAUCACGCCAUUCUUGAGAGAGAACUCGAAGGGUCUCGACUGUUUCUUGGCCUUCAGUUCAGAUUCGUCUCCUCGAUUCCAUCUUCGUCUCCUUGAUUCCAUCUUCAUCUCUUCGUUUCUCUCACACUCUCCUCUUAUUUGAAUACUACAUACCAGUCAUGCCAUCAACCAUCUCUUUCUCUCUCAAUCUCAUCACAACAGUACCUUCCACCAUUGUUACUGUUAGGACCUCCAAAUCUGGCCAACUAUCUCCUUUAGUAUAUGAUCUUGCCACCAACAGCUUUCCAAUACCAUCGGCUAUUCACUCUUGCAUAAUCGCAGUACGAAAUCAAUGUCAAGUGUUGAAGAGAUUGCAAAUCCUGGUAACAGUAACACCCCUGUGGAGCAUAAACUUGAUGCUUCUAUGUCUUCCUCUAAGACAAAGGUACGUCAUCCUAAAGAAAAGAGUAGGAAAGGUUCAGAGGUUUGGCUUCAUUUCACAAAAAUUUAUAAGGAAGGGUGUAAGAAACCUGAAGGGGCUAAAUGUAAUUACUGUCAUAACACAUAUGCAUGGUUAAGUGAGAAUGGGACUAGUACUUUGAGAAAACAUGUUGCUAAUUGCUCAAAGUGUCCUUAUAAUCAUGAGAUAAAGAAACAAAAAACUUUGUCAUUUCAGUCAGUUAAAGAAGAAGGUUCUGAAAAUAGUCUUAGAUUGUGGAAAUUUGAACAAGAUGCAUGCAGAGAUGCACUUGCUCAAAUGAUAGUCAAAGAUGAGUUACCUUUUAGGUUUGUUGAACGUGAAGGUUUUCGUCACUUUUGUAGUGUGAUGCAACCUAAUUUUAGAAAACUUUCACGCAUUACAGUGGCAAGGGAUUGUGUGACAUUAUUUAGUAAUGAGAAAAAGAAAUUGAGGAAUUUGUUCAUGAAAUCAAAUCAAAGAAUUUGUCUUACUACUGAUUCAUGGACUUCCCUACAAAAUGUUUCUUACAUGUGCCUCACAGCACAUUUCAUCGAUAAGGAUUGA
This is a messenger RNA of Camellia sinensis, 1162 nucleotides long. Lineage: Eukaryota; Viridiplantae; Streptophyta; Magnoliopsida; Ericales; Theaceae. The record is from RefSeq and is a predicted model, not a curated record.